Messenger RNA from Diorhabda sublineata, 6960 nucleotides. Its product is annotated as beta-1-syntrophin. The record is from RefSeq and is a predicted model, not a curated record. Gene Ontology annotation, cellular component: dystrophin-associated glycoprotein complex; intracellular anatomical structure. The transcript is spliced from 6 exons. Bases 216 to 1694 code for a protein of 492 amino acids. Lineage: Eukaryota; Metazoa; Arthropoda; Insecta; Coleoptera; Chrysomelidae. Gene Ontology annotation, molecular function: protein binding; structural molecule activity.
AGUAGACUAGUAUAGUCAUAGGACGAUACGUCGUCGUCGUCGAUAAAAGAAUGUGCUAACAUUGUCGCGUCGGUCGGUCUGCGAGUGACAAAAAAAAAAAAAUAAUCAACUUUCCCCCUUCGACGGUUCGAUCAGCUGAUCGGUACACAGCAAUCGUAAGUGACAGGUGUUCGUUGUUGACGAUAAGCGGAAGUGGUUGGUGUCAAAUGUGAAAAAUGAGCGACGAGGUGUCGUCUCCCGGCUUUUUCGGAAGAUCGGGUAUUCUAGAAACGUACGUACGCGGCCAAUGGUACCGCGUAUUCGUCACACUCGAAGAAGAUUAUUUGAGUAUCACGUUAGACGAAUCUUACGAGAACACGACGACGUUAAACGGCACUCUGAACAAUAAUAUAGAAACGCCUAGCGGUUUAAGCGAUACGCCCGACAUACCAGAGGCGGUCGCCAAUCAAAAAAGGGCGGUGAGAGUUAUUAAAUCGGAAAAUAACGGACUCGGCAUUUCGAUCAAGGGCGGCAAGGAAAAUAAGAUGCCCAUUCUUAUCAGUAAGAUUUUCAAAGGUAUGGCCGCCGAUCAGACCGAACAAUUGUACGUCGGCGAUGCCAUUCUGUCUGUCAACGGAGAUGACUUGAGGGAGGCGACACACGAUGACGCCGUGAAGGCGUUAAAGAGAGCGGGAAAAGUGGUCGAAUUGGAAGUUAAAUAUCUGCGCGAAGUGACGCCUUACUUUAGGAAAGCCAGUAUUAUAUCGGAAGUGGGAUGGGAGUUGCAAAGGGGGUUUCUGACGGGAGCUCCGCCGGCCGUACGAUCCCCCCAAAGGGCCGACACCAGAUACCUCCCUCUGCAAUUGUGUCAUCUAGCUAGGAACUUUAGAUACCCCGAUCCAGAGGGUCGAAUAUUAGAAUUACAUUCCCCCGACGCUAUCCAUAGCUGCGUAUUACGUGCAUCUGACCCCGCCGAAGCUAUAGCCUGGUUUAACACACUCCAUUCGGCGUUGUCAGUUCUAACUUCAUCUGCGCAUCACGACGCCUGCAAAGCCAUACCCGAUUUAAGGUAUAUAGGAUGGCUUUUAAGAAAACCAAGGUCCGAAAAUAUGUCAAGUUCGGAAUCGUCGGAUGAUACGGAUCGAUGGCAAUCGAUUUUCGCAGCGGUAACCGAUAGUGAAUUACGAUUUUACGAGAGCGCUCCGUGGUCGGGAGAAGCAUGGCGGGCGCCUGCCGAAGCGUAUCCUCUAAUAGCUACACGUCUCGUCGGAUCGGUUAAAAGAACCGAUUUGACGGAAUUUAGUGUACGUUGCGCUACGAUAGAUGGGGUAGUUACUCAUACGUUGAGAGUUGAAACGCAUCGAGAUUUAGCGGCUUGGGCGAAGGCUUUGGUUAACGGGAGUCAUGCCAGCGUCGUCACACAAAGGGAAUUAGUUUGUAGGUGUGUUUGGAAAGGUCGGCCCGCGCAAUUAGUCAUUCAUUACGAAAACGGUUUUACGUUAUUGGAAGCCGGUACUGGAUCGAGGACGUUGUGGAGAUAUUCGUUCGAUAUGCUGAGGAAUUCUUCGGACGACGGGAAAACGUACCUGUGGUUAGAUUUCGGAUCGGAAGAAGAAGAUAUCGAACUUGAUAUGGAAGGAUGUCCAAAGCCAAUUGUCUUCAUAUUACAUAACUUCUUGUCUGCCAAAAUUCAUCGAUUAGGUCUGACGGCCUAAAUAUUCCACCACACAAUGUUGAACAUUCACUUUUCGGUUUAACAAAGAAAUUGUCAAUUAAUAGACGUAGAGUUCAAUUAUGUUUAUCGAAGUCCUUUUUUUAACAAUAAUUAAAUACAUAAAUAGGAAAAUUGUUUUUUAAAUAUCGAUAUUAUGAGAUAUACGAUUGGAAUAACAAUUGACGAAUGGAGGAAACAAAAAUAUCAAUUUCGACCCCAUUUUUUGCAAGAUUUUUUUAAAAACGAUGAAGGAGAAUAAAAUUCCGCAUAUCAGCUACAAAACCAGAAAAUACCUUAAUAAAAACAAAUAUUUAAUAUCAAUACAGGGUAAUAAUAAGAAAUAAUCAAAACUUCCUAUAAAAAGGGAUACGAGAAGGUAUUCAAAACCAUUAUUUUCGUUACAAAAUUAAAACAAAAAUUUUGUACAUCCCCCGUAUCACAAAUGUACAACCAUUUCCGCUAUAAUCAGUCUCGUCGAAACAUUCCGUAAUACAAAACUCCACAAAUCUAUAGCACAGCAUCGAUUCCAUUACGUAUCGAUACAGAAUCGAUUCUAACAGAUCUUUGUUGGAACUAGAAGUUUCUCGCGCGCGAGUUUGUUAAAAACUGAUUGGGAUUCGAUUGUGACGUCAUUGUGUUAACAAAGCUAUUGCUAAGCAGUAGUUGAGAAACGUCAAUCGGAGCUAUUAUAGGUUACGUUUACCUAUUUAUUUUCCGUUUGUGUGGAAUUUUGAUCAAUUAUAGUUAAGACAUGAAUAUCGAUAUAUUUUCUCUUGAAAAUAUCGUUUUUCAUUCAUUAUGUAUUCCAUAAUAAUGUUUUUAAAACAAAUUUGUAUUUGUAUCUUCUUGAUAUGAUUUUGUGGCUGUCGCCAAUAAUAAAAAAGAAGAUUAAACUACUGCCAUUUUAUAGAUUCAAAUUUUCGUUUAAAUAACAAUUUUUGUGAUAAUUUUUAAUCAAUAAUAGUGGAAAAUUUGUACUAUUUAUAUUAAAUCUACUUUUAUAAAUAAUAAUUUUUUCGUGAGUGGUCAAUUUCCAAAAUCAAAAACAACGAAAACAAACCGGAUUUACUUCAAAAUAUCGUUAUACAGAUAAAUAAUACUUACCCUUGUAUAAUUUUUGCACCUUUAUAUUUCACUAUAUAUUUUAUUUGGUAUUUUCACUUCAUAACUAUAAACCAGUUGAAAAACUUGAUUCACACCACUACAAAUCACUCAAAUAUUAUUAGAUUAACAAGUUGUUGAGAAUAGACACGUAAAAAAUUUAAAAACGAUGGUUUAUAUAUUUGAAUAAUACAAUUAUAACAAAUCAUCAACGCAAAAUAUAAUAAAAUCGACACUGUUUACAAAUUGUAGGAACAUAAUGUCAAUGAGUUGUCAACUAUGUACAUAAUUGCCAACUUAAAUUCAAAACAAUACUAGUUGAAACCAUAGAUAUCGUAAUACCUUAUCUAUGGUUUAAUUCCAAAGUAUAAAAAUCUAUUCCUCUAUGAAAUUAUUUUUAUCUAUGUUUCUCUUUUAAUUGGCGCUAAAAGAAACGGCGGAUGUAACUGAGUGUAGUUGGGAAUAUUGUGAGUCUCGUUUAAUUGUGUAAACAUAAUAAUAUAUAAAAAUGAUUGUGUAGAUUACACGGGAAGAAAUAGACUGUAAAAAUUUCGAACUAGUGAGAAAUAAAGGAAUAGAAAAUUGAAUAGAUUAAGACAGGUAAGAGAGAAAAACAAAGUAGUUUAUAACCUAACUUUUUCAACUAACGUUUUCUGGCGUUUGUUGAUAAUAAUAUAGAUAUUUUAUGAAAUAGACCACUCAACUUAUUUAUUUACGUUUAUUUUUUCGAGACAAUAGAAAUAACACUGUUUAUUAAGCAUAAAUUUUUGAGAAAGACAAAAACCAUUCAAUUCAAAACUUUCAAUACUUUUGAGAGUUGUAACGAUGUAAAUAUAUUUAGUAGGUUUCGAUUUAUAGACGACUAUCUAUUAGAUAAACUUAGUAUUGUAUAAAUAUGGAUGAAUUACAAAUAUAAGUAAUAAAAAUAAUUAAUCUUAUUUAAACUAUCAGAUAUUACAAUUUCAUAUAUGUUGAAUGUAAUGUAAUUAAUAUAUUACCAAAUUGAAAUCUAUAACUGGUGCAACGAAUAUUAAUUGAAAUUAUAUACUCGAAAUAAUUUUAAAACUUUUCAAAAAUACACUGUUUAGAUCCUUUUAAUAGUAAUUAGUAGUAAUAUUUUGAGAGUUUGUAAGUUAUCUUAAACAAAUUUAUCUUCCUAUAUGCCAUUUUGGUAAUUUAAAUCAUAGUAAAGAGUUGAACAACUUUGAAGUCUCGUAUUUCCGAAACCGUGACCCCAAGCAACGUCCUAAUUUUUUUCGUCAUACAGCGAUCCUUUGUGAAAACCUUUUCAAAAUUUGAGCUCAAUAUUUCAAUUAUUUCGGUCCCAGUGAUUUUUUAAACUUAUAUAUGUUCUCGAUUAAAAAUUGAACAACUUUAGCGCCUCGUAUAUCUAAAACAAGAACCAUAAGCAACUUCCUGAUUUAUUUUAAUUAUUCAACAAUCUUUUUAGAACAUAUCUUUAACAUUUAGGCUCUAUAUUACAGUUAUUAGAGCCUCAGUAAGUUUUUAAACGUGCAUAUGUUUUGGAUUAAAAAUUGAACAACUUUAGCGCCUCGUAUAUCUAAAACCAGGACCAUAAGCAACUUCCUGAUUCAUUUUAAUUAUUCAACAAUCUUUUUAGAAGGUCUCUUUAAAAUUUAGGCUCUAUAUUGCAGUUAUUAGAGCCUGAGUAAUUUUUUAAAUGUGCAUAUGUUUUGGAUUAAAAAUUGAACAACUUUAGCGCCUCGUAUAUCUAAAACAAGAACCAUAAGCAACUUCCUGAUUUAUUUUAAUUAUUCAACAAUCUUUUUAGAAGAUCUCUUUAAAAUUUAGGCUCAAUAUUGCAGUUAUUAGAGCCUCAGUAAGUUUUUAAACGUGCAUAUGUUUUGGAUUAAAAAUUGAACAACUUUAGCGCCUCGUAUAUCUAAAACCAAGACCAUAAGCAACUUCCUGAUUUAUUUUAAUUAUUCUACAAUCUUUUUAGAACAUAUCUUCAAAAUUUAGGCUCAAUAUUGCAGUUAUUAGAGCCUGAGUAAUUUUUUAAACGUGCAUAUGUUUUGGAUUAAAAAUUGAACAACUUUAGCGCCUCGUAUAUCUAAAACCAAGACCAUAAGCAACUUCCUGAUUCAUUUUAAUUAUUCAACAAUCUUUUUAGAAGAUAUCUUUAAAAUUUGAGCUCAUUAUUCCAACUAUUUUGGCAUGAGUGAUUUUUCGAACUUUCAUAUGUUUUUUGUUUAUACUUUAAACAACUUCGAAGCCUCGUAUAUCCGAAACCAUGCCCCUAAGCAACUUCUUGAUUUUUUUCAAAAUAAAUCAUUCCUCUGAGAAUACCUCUUUAAAAUUUGAGAUCAUUAUUUCAUAUAUAUUUCAAUAAUUUGAACCUAUUAGGUCAUAACGUUACGAACAUAACCUAUAAACGCGAAAUUUUUCAAAGUUUUUUUAUCAGCUGAUAAUUGAUUGUAACAACAAAUAUGGCUACGAAAUAAACGUUUCAACGUGGUUUAUUAAUUUUUAUUUUACAAUAUUACCUUAUAAUUUUACAUACGAUUAAACCACCUUAGUCCAGGAGAUGCUAGUCUAGACGAAAGGGAAAGUCUAUGUCUUUUUCUAUAGGAGUGGUCAAUUUAGGGGCGGUUCUGACAACACGAGUUAAAAGAGAGGGGACGUCACGAGGUGUGUGGUAUUAUUAGUACAAGUUCAGAUUUGGAAGUAUCAUGAUGUCAAUGUACUAUCGGUAUAACAGCUGUUAAAACUACGUAAAAAAGUUGUUUCGAAUUUUAGUUUUCAAACUAUGAUUAUUUCAAAAUGCAAUAUUUGCAAAUUGUGUGUUAAAGUAUUGAUUUUUCAUUGUAAUUAGUUUUUGAUAUGAUAUAAAAACAAAUAUUUUAGGUUAUGUAACGAACAAUUUUUAUUUAUCACGAUGUAAAUACUGUGAAAUUGUAAAUAACAAGAUUUUAGUUUUUAACUUCUUUCUAAUAUUGAAAAAAAAAUAGUGUUCUCGUAAUUAUUCUACAGUACGUCCCAAAAAAGUACGAAAAAUAAUCAUUUUAAAAAAUAAAAUAUUUCAUAUUACACUUAGUUGGAGAUAGACAGCAAUGUUGCCAGAUUUACUUUUUUUUUCAUUGAAACUCAAUAAUCGAAAAUCAAAUCAGAUUUUUUUAACUAAUUUUGUGCCGAUACACUGAAUUUGUGGUUAUUUAUUUGGGACGCACUGAUAUCGGUCUAUAUUGAAAUUUGUGCCUUGGAUGUACAAAGAAUGGUACAAAAUUUCUCUUAAUUGAUUGACGCAAGACAAUAGCUAUUGAAUUCUAAUACAAAUCAUUUUUCAUAUCACUAGUUUGUUAUGUAUAUCUGUCGAAAUAAAAUCAAAAAUAGUUUUUGUACAUCCACAAAAGUAGCAAUACGUCUCUUAUGUCAUGGUAUGCGUGAUUAUGACAUAAUUGAAAGUUGUGUACAGGGGCAAGUAAAUAGAGAGAAAAAAAGAAGAAGUUUUUAACCUCGAAAACCAACUUACCAUCAAUUAGAUACCUAACCUAACUUUUACACAAAAAAUUUUUAUCCAAACGAGAAUUUGUAGGUUAGGGUAUCAAUUCUGUAUUUAUACUAAGUAUUUUCUGUGUUUACUUGUAUCCUUAAAAUAAAAGACUAUCUCGAAAUUGCAAAAUAUUCACUAGUUAUAUUGUCUGUAAUCCGAAAUAUAUGACAGUAGUCAUGACGUCAUGAAUCCAAGCUAUAUUAUUGGUCCGAAAUGUGUACCUCGACGCCAUAUUGAAUAUACCGAAAUAAGAUGUCAUAAAUAACGUUCACUUGUACAACUAUGACGUAAAUGUUUAUUUAAAAUUCCAAAUUUCGCCAUACUGCAAGCGUACGUCACUAAAUAGGUGCGUUCCAACCAUAAAAUUCCGUUAGUGAAACGUACCUACAGUCAGACAAUAUGGCGUCGGAUUAACGACGUCAUUACCGGAAGUGAUGUAUAUUUCGGAAUAUGUUAAUUAUUUCUUUAUCUACUUACAUAGUUUUUGUAUUUCUAUUUACUAAAAUCUAAACGUAUGUAGUAAAAUGUGUGUUGCAUAAACAUGUAAUUAAUUUUAAUAUGUAAACGUACUCAAUGCCGAUGUUUGAAAUUUUAAAACAUAAUUUUGCAAAUUUGUAUUUUAUUCUUUGAAAUUAUAAAAUAAAAAAAAAAC